AGUCCUCAGAAGGUAGUAAAGACAAAGCAGGACCAAGGAAAAUUUCCUUUUCGAAUGGAAGAAGGUAGCAUUAUAUCGCAGCAUUUGUUACGAUUAUGUCUUCUCCUGAUCUUACUUUACAGGAACAACUGAUAGUGUCAGUAAGGCGCUGGCGCUCGUGGUUAUAUAUCCAAUUUUGAUUUUCACGUGCUAGUCAUCUGUAUACCGCAGAAAGGAGAAUGAACAUGAAUACCGUUAGCGGGUCGUGGACGAGAAAAAGUUCGGUCCGCCAGCCACGGCGGCUUGCUGCCCUCGGAAGCUGCACGUCGUUUGUGUCUACUCUACUCGACCACUCGCACGACGUGCAUGCCCUGAAGAUCACGAAGGAACCAGUGAAAGCACACCCGGCGAACAAGAAGGGGGCGAGGAACAAGAAGGCUGUCCAGCUGAAAAAGUCCUCCCAGCAAACGAGUCAUGCUCCUGCACCAGCGUCCGGAUCGUUGUUGGAGCGAAAACGAGAGCGGCUUGAGCAGCCGCAGGUGGCCGGAACAGGGUUCAAUCCCGCCUGGGCAGGUGGAGCAACGACAGGACCCAACAACAACCUAAAUGUUCUGAGUAGUCCCGGGGUAGUGUCGGCAGGUGCUGUCGCGCAGCCGGCGGCAGGUAUCACGAUGACCGUCCCCUUCGUUCCGGUUGGAACCGGAGCUGGGGGAACACCCGUUUGGUCGCAGCCCGCCACCGCGGCGUCGGCGGGCGUGGUCCCUGGAGUCGCGGGCGUUUUCGGACGAGCGGGACAACCAGGGCGACCGCUCGCUGGCAACGCACUGAACAACAACGCCGGCAACACCCAAAUGCCCGGCCUUUCGGCUGCAGGAGUAGGUACCAGCAACACCCAGGCGGCCGUGCCAAUGCUUGGGGCCCCGACCACCGCGGCCGCGACACCGAAUGGCGAUAGUUCGUGCGGAGGCGGCGGGGACAGCAGUCCGGGAGCGGCUACCAUGCCAGGAAGUAACAUGCUCGGAAGUUCCGGGGGGAUCAAUGGACAACCCGGCGCGGCCGGGUUAAUAACUCUCGGUGCGCCGGGACAGCAAAGUUUGCCGAGUGGGCCGGGCGCGCUGGAUGCGGCGGCCGCAGCCGCGCGGAAGGCGGACGUGGACGCAAAGCUGGCCCAGCUCCUUGCCACACGCCAGCAGGAGGACGCCGAGUCGCUGGCGCUCAUCCAGGCACUGCCCAUCGGGGACGUGGACCUGGCGAUCGCGAAGCGGGGCGGACUGGCGGGGCAGACCGCGUUCUCGCCCAUCCCGCCCAACUGCGGCGGCGACGACUGCUUGAUGCCCGGGAUGAGCGGCAACGACAACGGCCAGGGGCUGCGCGCGUUCGGCGCCGCGUCGCUGAACGGGCCCGCGGCGGCGCACAUGAGCAUGAGCUGGGACCUGGAGCUGAUGUACUUCCACGCCAACAUGCUGGGCGGCUUGUUCACCGGGGGAAAGUACAACGCGGUGCUCGGGCCGGGCGCGCAGGUGUGGCGCAACCCGGGGUGCGGCCGGUCCGGGGAGUACAUCCCCGGCGAGGACCCCGUGUUCGGCGUCUUCGCAGUCGAGGCCUGGACCCUGGGCUACAACCGCCAGACGGUGUCGCCCGUCUGGAAGCACUACAUCUCCAACGACAUGGAGGCGGACCGCAUGAACCGCAACGGAAAGCUGACCAUCCCGUGGGAGGCGGAGAUGGACAUCUACCUGAAGCCCUUCGUGGCGGGCAGCAACAUCGGCGCGUCCGCGACCAUGUGCGGCUACCACUGGCUGGUGGACCCGGAGGGCGGCGAGCCGGUGUCCAUGUGCUACAACAAGCGGAACAAGUGGCUCUACGAGGAGAGCAAGCGCACCUGGAUCGUGACCGACUACCCCGCGGCGGAGAUGUUUGAAACGUACACCAAAAAGCCCUCCGCGUCCGACUCCGGCCACUCCUGGGCGAACUGGGGCAGCUGGAAGCAGCCGCUGAACUACGAGAAGCGCACGGCGCAGGAGCAGAUGGUGAACUCGGAGCCCAUCGCGGAGGAGGACAAUGGGCACCAGGUGAUGGACAACCAGCUGCAGGCGGCCGACCGCGCGCUGAAGGAUCGGUACCUCGCGGGCUGGGUCGGGUGGGCGCGCGAACUGGGGAUUUUCCGGAAGGGGCCGCGCUACACGGACAGCAACUACCCCGCGGUGUGGCAGGACUACGACGACAACACGAAGAACACGCACUACCGGUGGACGUCGCGGACGAUUGCGGAGUCCAUGGUGUUGCUGAAGAACGACGGGAACCUGCUCCCCCUGAAGGACGGCGACCAGGUGGACCUUGACAGCUCCUGCACCGGGGACGGCAACGCGCGCACGCUCACGUCCGAGGGGUCGGGGGAGAUGAACAUCCACCUGAAGGAAACGCGGGCGGAAACUGCGUUUCGCGGCAAGACCGGCGGGGGCGGAAAAGUCAAACUCGUCUGCUCGCUCGUCAAGGCCGGCGAGGGCAGGGAUCGCGACACGAUUGAGCAGCCGCGACCCCCGGCGGGCGGGGACAACGUCUGCGUGUUCGCGGCGGGCGCAGGUACAGCGGAGAGCUAUUUUUCUCGUCUCAACGUUUUUUUCUAGUGCCGAAGCCGAUCCAUGAUUUUUUGAAGACUACUAAUUUAUCUAUGCUAAUUCGUUGCUUUUGCUGCUUGACGUUCCCUGAACAAGUAUCAUACAUAUCCCAGCAGUCGUGAAACCAUAAGAAAGUCAACACACAAAAACUUAUCCUAAACAGGAUCUGUCGCCAUGCCCUGGGCCAACGAUUUCAAGUGCAUUAUUUUUUCGAUCGCCCCCUCCGUGCACGCGUUCACGGGUUUGAUGUAUUUCAUGUACGGGCAAGUGAAUCCCGGAGCGCACACGAUCAUGUCCGUUGUCGCAAACGGCGGCGACCUGCCAUGGGGAAAGGCCGGCGUGGAUGCGGACGGCGACUCCAAGCACGAGGUGGGCUACAUGAUUCUGCAGGCGCGCGGCACGCAGCCCGUGUUCGAAUUUGGCUGGGGUUUACCCUUCGGGGCCGCGCAGUGGGAAGACGUUGUGGACCUGGUCCCGACCCAGCACGACCGCACGCUGCGGCGGAUCGCCUUUUGCGUGACUUCCAAGCUCGCGACCGAUCCCCCGGGCUACCCGGCGCCCUCACCGACGGCGCAGUUCUACGCGCAGCUCGACGGCCGCCCCUACAAGCAGCUGCUGGCGUUCGGGAAGGUGCGGAACCUGGCUGCGGGGGCGCAGGAGUGUCGCGCGGUGUACUACGACCCCGUGGCGGAGUGGGAGGGGGGCAACGACGAUGGCCUCUACCAGCCGAAACCCUUCCAACUGUUCUACAGCCUCAACGGGUACAGCAAAAGUCUCCCCUGGCCCGUGGACCGGGAGCAAGGCGCGGACGCGGUCACGUCGGGCUUCAAGCGAGGCGCCACUGCCGACGCGAACGCGCCCGGCUAUCCCGACUACGUUCUGCAGCGGCACAUCCGCAUGCAAACCGAGGUGGGCAGUACCGAGCGGGAGGCGAAGAUCUUCCCAAACCCAGCCAGCAACAUGAACACGGUGCUGGAUUUUUUCAGAAACGCGAACCUGCCCGACUGUCCGGUCGAGACCGAAACGAUUGAAGUGCGAUGAAAGGCGGAAACGGGUCUGAUUCUGCGAGAAAUUAGAUUUCGUAUUCCAAGAGAGCGAGUUUGUUGUACAGAACCAAGAGAACUACGAAAAUAAAAAGUAUAUAAAGUUACGAGGUUUUUUUUCGUUCCCCACGAUCGUUUUUCCAUUUCUUGAUUUCCUCGCUACAGCAGGUAUUUUUACUUUCAUGUUUUUCAUUCUAGGAUUGCCCAACUAAAAGUUGUAUUGCAUGGGAGGCUUUUCCCGCUCAGCUUAUUUGAGAAGCGCGUACGCAAAAAUCCCAUUUCCUGGCUUUACCGUCGAUCCCACCCUAGUAUAUAGCAUGUCAUCGUGUUUGAGCUUGUUUUUUUGUACUGUAGUGAUCUAACUAGAAAAGGAAAAGUGCUACUCGGUUGUAUAUCGUACUUUUAUUCCCAAUCCCAUUUUUACCCCUGUGUCCGCAGAGUCGUGCGUUUGCAAAUAAGCCAGAUGGCCAACAACGUGAAUUCCCCUUCCAGACGUUCGUACGUUCAGGUAGGAACGUUUUUUUUGCGGAAGCGCAAACAACACCACAGCUGCAUGUUUGUUGCAAGAGUACGAGACAGGGGACCACCAGGCCCGCC
Molecule: messenger RNA, 4237 nt
Organism: Amoebophrya sp. A120
Lineage: Eukaryota; Dinophyceae; Syndiniales; Amoebophryaceae
Source: the annotation of a GenBank genome assembly